CGAUCUUCACGGAUAUGGAUUCCCCUCCCUCCGCGCCAUCACUGGACACCGCUAAUCACGCCAUCUUCCAUCCCCGUCCAUUUUUCCGGCCACCCGAGAUCGCGCACCCCUCCGCUCUCUCCUGCGGGCUGCGCCCACUCGCCUCCUCCCCUCCUCCCCUCCCCCCUCCGACGACGGAGCGGCCAGCGUAUCCAGGCGGGGCCGCGGCUCGCGACCAGCGCGGCCGGGCCCCGGGCAGGAGCGCGCGCAGCCCCGCGGCGAGAGUGCGGCAGCCCGGUUCCUGCCCGUAGCUCGACGAUAGCCUCGUCGAUCCGCCGCCCCUGCCUCCCCCGCCGCCGUGCCACCCCCACCCGCCAUCGCGGGCCCCUGCCGGCCCGCGCGCCCCUGCUUCCCCCGCCGCCGCGCCACCCCCACUCGCCGAUCCGUCCCCCGCGUACCCUCAGCUCCAAUCCCGCCCGCGAACCGCGCCUUUCCCCGCCAAUCAAGCAUCCCCAAGCGCCGCAGCGCCCCCAUCCCUUUCCCCCGCACGGCAAUCUCCCUCCGCCGCUCCCUGUCCUCGUCCGCGUGAUUCCGCCGCCUCCCCUCCUUCCACUUCCAUCUGUGUCGUUCUCCUCCGCCCCUCCCCAUUCACAUCAACGCUGCAGCGCUAGCCUGCCGUUCCGGCGGCGACUACGAGGCCGGGCCGCGCAGGCCGGGCGAGCUGCAUCGGGGCGGGAGAGCCGCGUCGGCGCAAGCGCGGCCGUGAAGCCAGCGCGAGCGCGGCGGGGCGAGUGCAGGGGCACUUCAAUCCGCUCCCUUUGCAGGCUCGGCUGUAAUUUACUUCCCCAAGUCGAAGAAUCCAAGAAUGCAAGAAGGGAUCUACAUAUAGAGGUUGUGGAGACUCUGGCUCCCAACAUGAUUACCGGAGAGUCUGACCCGGCAGCUGUUCCUGCAGAGAGUCCUCACGGUAUUGAGGUUGGCGUUGAGUUCAAGCCGGGCAAUACGGAUUGUGGAUCUAUGGAUGGUUAUAUGAGCUUGGAAACGCGUCCCUGUCUCAUUGGGUUUUCAGUGGGCCACUACCGAAUGAGCCCGUCGGCCAAUUUUACUGGGCUUGAACCGACCUCUUGCAGGGCCCACCACCGUGAAGCUCAAACUACCCAUUACGCACGCCGUGACCACAAAACCCACGGCGGCACGGCCCCAUUCGGCGUCCGCUUCCGCUAUAUAAAGCGCCCCAUCGCUCCCCACCGAACCCUAGCCGCGCCCCUUCUUCGUUUCCUCCCCGCGCCGCCGCAGCCGCCGCCUCUCGCUACCGCCGCCGCCAUGGGCCGAAGACCUGCGAGGUGCUAUCGCCAGAUCAAGAACAAGCCAUAUCCCAAGUCGAGGUACUGCCGUGGUGUUCCUGACCCCAAGAUCAGGAUCUAUGAUGUUGGAAUGAAGAAGAAGGGAGUUGAUGAGUUCCCCUACUGUGUGCAUCUCGUCUCUUGGGAGAAGGAGAAUGUCUCCAGUGAGGCUCUUGAGGCUGCCCGUAUCGCAUGCAACAAGUACAUGACCAAGUCUGCAGGGAAGGAUGCCUUCCACCUCAGGGUCCGGGUUCACCCCUUCCAUGUGCUCCGUAUCAACAAGAUGCUUUCGUGCGCUGGGGCUGAUAGGCUCCAGACUGGAAUGAGGGGUGCCUUCGGCAAGCCCCAGGGUACCUGUGCUAGGGUCGACAUUGGCCAGGUUCUCCUUUCUGUGCGCUGCAAGGACAACAAUGCUGCCCAUGCCAGCGAGGCUCUGCGUCGCGCCAAGUUCAAGUUCCCUGGUCGCCAAAAGAUCAUUGAGAGCAGAAAGUGGGGCUUCACCAAGUUCAGCCGUGCUGAUUACCUGAAGUACAAGAGUGAGGGUAGAAUUGUGCCUGAUGGUGUAAACGCGAAGUUGCUCGGUAACCAUGGCCGGCUUGAGAAGCGCGCUGCUGGGAAGGCUUUCCUUGAUGCUGUUGCUUAAGUUGCCCAGACUUCUACCGCAGGAAUGCAAUUCCAGAUGUUUUGCGUAGUCUAUCUUAUUUUGCUUUGUGGAACUUGAAUUAAGUGUUUGGGAUAUUACAGUGCCUUAUCCGAGCUUAUCUAUCUUGUUAAACAUCGUUAUGCAUGGAAUUAUCUGUUACUUGCGUCAUGGGAUUACAUCUCACAUCGGCAUUAUGUGAUUGGGAAUGUGUCGUUAUCUGUGUCUGAAUGCUUGGUUUCUGAAUUA
This is a messenger RNA of Panicum virgatum (switchgrass), 2211 nucleotides long. RefSeq lists its product as uncharacterized. The record is from RefSeq and is a predicted model, not a curated record. The annotation marks the transcript as partial. Gene Ontology annotation, cellular component: ribosome; cytosolic large ribosomal subunit. NCBI's taxonomy places the organism in Eukaryota, Viridiplantae, Streptophyta, Magnoliopsida, Poales, Poaceae. Gene Ontology annotation, molecular function: structural constituent of ribosome. Gene Ontology annotation, biological process: ribosomal large subunit assembly; translation. The transcript is spliced from 7 exons.